CUUUUAUUUGAAGUUCAAGACAAAUUUGGUUGUUGAAUCCAUAUCUUAUCACAAUUCACCUCCAACCACAAAUAGUUAUUUUAUUUUUUCCAACCAAUACAUCCCUCAGCUCUAUGCAUCAAAAUCAUAUUGGGAUAAUGAGUUCCUCUGCAGUUGAACAAGUUUCAGAAUGUUUUAUCAAACCACUUUUCCCCAUUCAAGAAUCAAAACAAAUAUGCUAUUUAACAACUUGGGAUAUUGCAAUGUUAUCUAUGCACUACAUCCAAAAAGGCUUGUUAUUCAAAAAGCCACCACCUCCAAAUAAUCAAAAAGAUUUCAUUCAUAAUCUUUUGGAGAAUAUCAAACAAUCUAUUUCUCUAGCUCUCUUCCAUUUCUAUCCACUAUCCGGUCGCCUUGUCACCCAAAAAACUCAAGAGCCUCCAACUUAUUCGGUUUUCGUUGAUUGUAGUAACGAUAACCCGGGAGCUAGAUUCAUCUAUGCAACUUUGGAUGCAACUAUAUAUGAUAUCCUAUCACCGGUUGAUCAUCCACCAGUCGUGGACUCAUUGUUUGAUCUUAAUCGAGCAAUUAAUCACGAUGGUCACACCAUGCCAUUAUUAUCUAUACAAGUCACUGAGCUAGUGGAUGGUGUUUUCAUAGGUUGUUCUAUGAAUCAUUGUAUUGGUGAUGGAACUUGUUUUUGGAAUUUCUUUAAUGUAUGGUCGGAAAUCUUUCAAGCUCGAGAGAAUGGUCGUGAUUUUGUCGUGUCACACCAACCAUUUCACAAUCGUUGGUUCCUAGAAGGUUACGGUCCACUAAUUAAUCUUCCGUUCAAACAUCAUGACGAGUUUACAAGUAGAUUUGAAGCGCCGAAGUUGAGAGAGAGAUUCUUCCACUUUAGUGCGGAGUCUAUUGCAAAACUGAAAGCCAAGGCCAAUGAGGAAGCUAAUACAAAUGAAAUCUCUUCAUUCCAAUCAUUAUCGGCUUUUCUAUGGAGAUAUGUGACGCGUGCACGCGGACUAGCACAUGAUCAAAAAGUUAGUUGUAAGUUUGCCAUAAACAAUAGACCAAGAAUCAAGCCACCUCUCCCGCAAGAGUACUUUGGAAACUCGGUUGAUGUGGUGAGUACUGAAACGACUGUAGGGGAAUUGCUUGAGAAUGAUUUGGGAUGGGCGGCGUCGAUGGUGCAUACACUUGUUGUGAAUCAUGAUGACAGAGAGGUCAGAGAGAUGAUCAAAAAUUGGUUAGAGUCUCCUAUUGUCUAUCAACUUGGUCGCCACUUUGAUCCUUUCAGCGUCGUCAUGUCAAGUUCACCGAGAUUCAAUAUGUAUGGGAAUGAAUUUGGAAUGGGAAAACCGGUCGCAGUUCUAAGUGGCUAUGCAAACAAAUUUAAUGGGAAUGUGACAGCUUACGAGGGAUAUGAAGGAGGGGGAAGCAUGGUUUUAGCAGUGUCUCUUUUGCCUGAUGCAAUACGUGCACUAGAAUUAGACGACGAUUUUAUGAAUGUAGUUUCCGUCGCCAAUUUCGCUAAUAUGCCAUGAAAUUUCAGAGGAUAAAUCUUUUUGUUAUUGAUAUAUAAUUUGGAUAAAUGUCUAUGUAUUUUCAUUGGUGUAAAAUGAACUUGAUCAUCCUCAUC
This is a messenger RNA of Trifolium pratense (red clover), 1615 nucleotides long. RefSeq lists its product as uncharacterized. The record is from RefSeq and is a predicted model, not a curated record. Lineage: Eukaryota; Viridiplantae; Streptophyta; Magnoliopsida; Fabales; Fabaceae. The coding region runs from base 114 to 1520 and encodes 468 amino acids. The transcript has a single exon.